Messenger RNA from Plasmodium relictum, 1608 nucleotides. RefSeq names its product eukaryotic translation initiation factor 3 subunit 7, putative. Gene Ontology annotation, cellular component: cytoplasm; eukaryotic translation initiation factor 3 complex. The coding region runs from base 1 to 1608 and encodes 535 amino acids. The transcript has a single exon. Lineage: Eukaryota; Apicomplexa; Aconoidasida; Haemosporida; Plasmodiidae. Gene Ontology annotation, biological process: translational initiation. Gene Ontology annotation, molecular function: translation initiation factor activity. The record is from RefSeq and is a predicted model, not a curated record.
AUGUCCACUUUUAAAAUAAGCGGAAUUGUAAAUUGCAGAUCAUGGGGGCCCGAUGCAAAAAAUGAGGAAUUAGUAAAUUACUGUAUGCCUGAAAUAAAAAAAUAUCAAUUUGAGCCAUCCAUGAAAUUUGAAAGAAUAGGAAAGAUAUGUGAUUUUACCAGUAGUAAUUAUCAGAAAAACUUAAAAGAUAUAAAUAAAAAUACAAAUGAUGCAAAUACGUUAGAAGAAGAGUUACAAUUUCAAACUGUUGAUUUGCGUGCAAGUCAAAAGCAAAAGGGAAAUUUAUAUAGCAAAAAAAAAAUUCAUAAUAAACAGACUACUCAGGCAUUUACUCAAAAACAACAAGAUGAAGAUAAUUUAUAUAGCAGUAGAAUAAAAACAGCAGAACAAAAAAAACAAAAACUAUUACAACAAGCAAAAACAGCUAGAAUUAAUGCAAGGCAUAGAAUUUUCACUGAAUGGAGUAUUGAACCUACUCCAGUAUGGACAGUUGAAUGUGAAAUAUUGUUUAAUGAAUUACCAAAAAAAUUAAUAAAAUUAGAUCAUUUUAAAAUUGAAGAUAUAUGCUUUAAAGGAAAAACACUAUAUUAUGAUAAGAAAAUUGAAAAUAUAAAUGUAAAAAACCCUCCUGCUCUAAUGCAUUUAAAUAAAGAUUUAGAUUAUUUAGCUUCAAAAACAAAAGAUGAUAAAUCUUUGAUGGAUAUAAUACCUACUGAAGAAAAUAAAUGUAAAGAAGAAAAUACAUUUUUAAUUGUUUCAACAGAUCAAAUUUUAGCUUGUCUCAUGUCUUCUGUUCAAUCAAAAUAUUCAUGGCAUUUAUUAAUUACAAAAGAAGGAAAUAAAAUUAUCAUUGAUAAAGACGAAGAUUCAAUUGUUGAUUUAUUGACAGUUAAUGAGAAUUCUAUCGAUGCACCAACACAAGAUAAUGAAAAUAAAAUUAACAGUUUACAAGCAUUAGGUUUUGAAGCCAUAAAAAUUAAUCAGAGAUUUAGAAAACAAGUAUUAUUAAAAAAUGAAAUAGCAGAAGAAUAUGAAAAUGCUCUUUUUCGAACGAAAACUAAUAAGCCAUCUGAUGUCCUUUAUAGAUACAGAAAAAUUAGUAUACCCCCCUUAACUAAUAGUAACUUAAAAAAAAAUUAUACAUUGAUAACAAGAGGAGAAAUUCAUUCAAAAAUUAAAGGAUCUAAUAAUUCAUACAUUUAUAUAUGUGCUUUAAAUGAAUAUGAUAUUAAGAGUCAUAAAAAUUGGAGAUCCCAAAUUGAAAAUCAAAAGGGAGCACUUUUAGCAAAUGAAAUUCGUAAUAAUACAUCAAAAUUACAAAAAUUCAUUUGCCAAGCAUUAUUAAGUGGAUGUGAUGAUUUAAAAUUAGGUUUUAUUUCAAGAAAAACUAUUAAUGAUGCAGAAAAUCAUCAUAUAUUAUCUAUACAAUCACAUAAAACAAAAGAUUUAUCUACUCAAAUUGGUUUAAAAUAUGAAAAUAUAUGGGGUAUUGUUAGAUAUAUUACUGAUAUUAUUUCUGAAAGACCAGACGGAAAGUAUGUUAUACUCAAAGAUCCGUUGAAGCCUCUUUUACGUUUGUAUUGCACAAACGACGACGAUAAUAACUAA